This is a messenger RNA of Westerdykella ornata, 2806 nucleotides long. Its product is annotated as acetate--CoA ligase. Lineage: Eukaryota; Fungi; Ascomycota; Dothideomycetes; Pleosporales; Sporormiaceae. The record is from RefSeq and is a predicted model, not a curated record. Gene Ontology annotation, molecular function: AMP binding; acetyl-CoA synthetase activity. The transcript is spliced from 6 exons. The coding region runs from base 485 to 2497 and encodes 670 amino acids. Gene Ontology annotation, cellular component: cytosol.
CGACAGCACUCUACUGUUGCAGCUGCUCCCCAUCAGCCUCUCUCCCCGUCGCCAGACUGCUGUUCGAGACAAGAGCACACCAUCCGCGCUUCUCCCUCCAUCCAGUCUAGUGAGUACCUAGGUAGUGUGUGGCCCUGUCCCGCCCCAGCGCCGACCGAGCCCUUUACCCGGAAUUGAGACACAUAUAUUCCUCCCCCUCCUAGACUACCUGCGCGCUCAGCCGAAGGACCCUCCUCCAAAGAAGCUUCCUUUUGUCCUCUCGACUCGUCUCCUCUCCUCUCGCCUGACUUGACUGACAGUUAGUUCUCGCCUUUGCAGUUCACAGAGCUCGUUCCGACCUCGCCGAAGCAGGUUCCCUCCACCGUCACCCUCCAUUGUCGUACCCUCUCAGCACCUGCAAAGGUCUCAUCUUUCCUCCCCUCGCACGCUCCAAUUUUCCCGCACCACGGCAAACCGAACCCAGACAUUCCCUGGCGGCAGCAGCAUGUCUGAGGGAAACGUCCAGCCGACGUCGCACGCCGUCGUGCAGGAGGCGCAAGAGGUCGACACUUACCACGUCCCCAAGGCCUUCUUCGACAAGCACCCGCAUGAGAAGCCCCAUAUCAAUGGCCUCGACGAGUACAAGAAGAUGUACAAGGAGUCCGUCGAGGAGCCCGACAAGUUCUGGGGCAAUCUCGCCCGCGACCUCCUCACCUGGGAGCGCGAUUUCCAGACGGUGCACUCCGGCAGCUUCGAGAAUGGCGACAAUGCUUGGUUCCUCGAGGGCAGGCUGAACGCCUCGUACAACUGCGUCGAUCGCCAUGCCUUCAAGAACCCCGACAAGCCCGCCAUCAUCUACGAGGCCGACGACGAGGGCGACGGCCGCAUCAUCACGUACGGCGAGUUGCUGCGCCAGGUGUGCAAGGUCGCCUUCACUCUCAAGCAGAUGGGCGUCAAGAAGGGAGACACAGUCGCCGUCUACCUGCCCAUGAUCCCCGAAGCCAUCGUCACCCUUCUCGCCUGUACACGUAUCGGCGCCGUCCACUCGGUCGUCUUCGCCGGCUUCUCCUCCGACUCCCUGCGCGACCGCAUCAUUGACGCCGAGUCCAGGAUCGUCGUUACCACGGACGAGGGCAAGCGCGGUGGAAAGGUCAUUGGCACCAAGAAGAUUGUCGACGAGGCCCUGAAGCAGUGCCCCAACGUCACUCACUGCCUUGUCUUCAAGCGCACCAACGCCGAUGUCCCAUGGACCAAGGGCAGGGAUUACUGGUGGCACGAGGAGGUCGAAAAGUACCCCAACUACAUUCCCCCGGAGCCCAUGAACUCGGAGGACCCGCUCUUCCUGCUCUACACGUCCGGUUCGACUGGCAAGCCCAAGGGCGUCAUGCACACGACUGGUGGUUAUCUUCUGGGUGCCGCCGCGACCGGAAAGUACGUAUUCGACAUCCACGACAAGGACAUCUUCUUCUGCGGUGGUGACGUGGGAUGGAUCACUGGCCACACCUACGUCGUCUACGCUCCGCUCCUGCUCGGUGUUGCUACCGUCGUCUUCGAGGGCACCCCCGCCCACCCCAACUUCUCGCGCUACUGGGACAUCGUCGAGAGGUAUCAAGUCACCCAGUUCUACGUUGCGCCCACUGCGCUGCGUCUGCUGAAGCGUGCGGGUGACCACCACGUCAAGCACCAGAUGAAGAGCCUGCGUAUCCUGGGCUCCGUGGGUGAGCCCAUUGCCGCCGAGGUCUGGAAGUGGUACUUUGAGGUGGUCGGAAAGGAGGAGGCACACGUUGUGGAUACAUACUGGCAGACCGAGACUGGCUCUCACGUCAUUACACCCCUUGGUGGUGUUACCCCCACGAAGCCUGGAUCUGCCUCUCUCCCCUUCUUCGGCAUCGAGCCCGCCAUCAUCGAUCCCGUCUCCGGCAAGGAGAUCCACGGCAACGAUGUCGAGGGCGUGCUUGCCUUUAAGAAGCCGUGGCCCAGCAUGGCCCGCACAGUGUGGGGAGCGCACAAGCGCUACAUGGAGACGUACCUGACCGUGUACCCGGGCUACUACUUCACCGGCGAUGGUGCCGGACGUGACCACGAAGGCUACUACUGGAUCCGUGGACGUGUCGACGACGUUGUCAACGUUUCUGGACACCGGUUGUCGACUGCGGAGAUUGAGGCGGCGCUGAUUGAGCAUGCUGCUGUGGCUGAAGCCGCCGUGGUGGGUAUCCAUGACGAACUGACUGGCCAAGCCGUCAACGCCUUUGUUGCCAUCAAGGACGGCAACGACCCCACGGACCAGCUCAAGAAGGACCUGAUUCUGCAGGUGCGCAAGUCGAUUGGACCUUUUGCGGCACCCAAGGCCGUCUUUAUCGUUCCCGAUCUGCCCAAGACGCGGUCUGGGAAGAUUAUGCGCCGCAUUCUGCGCAAGAUUCUGGCUGGCGAGGAGGACCAGCUGGGCGACACGUCGACGCUCUCGGAUCCAUCGGUUGUCGGCAAGAUCAUCGACACGGUGCACCGGGCGAAGAAAUAGAGGUCGGUGGACUGAGGGACGAAGGGGAAAAGGAGACGGGGGACGACAAAUGAUGAAUGAUUUUAUUCGAGUGCAGAUGUCAUGUUGACGAUAGGAAGGGUUGAAGACCCUAUAUAUGUACGUAUAACGAAGCAAAGCGAUGUAGCGGAUGGUAGCCGGAACGGCGGGGAGAGUGGUUCGAGCGAUGGCGAGCAGGAACAAAUCCUUUCUGUUGUGCGAUGCAGUUGUAGUUGUCUACUAUGUAGGCUAUGGGUCGCUAUGUACUCUGUGCUCCGUAUGUCCAUUGUAUCCAUUAUAUCCAUCAUAUCC